Molecule: messenger RNA, 2375 nt
Organism: Ipomoea nil (Japanese morning glory)
Lineage: Eukaryota; Viridiplantae; Streptophyta; Magnoliopsida; Solanales; Convolvulaceae
Product: putative receptor-like protein kinase At4g00960
Exons: 9
Coding region: 162-2210 (682 amino acids)
Biological process (GO): protein phosphorylation
Molecular function (GO): ATP binding; protein kinase activity
Source: RefSeq, a predicted model, not a curated record
UGAGAAUAAAGGUAAAAGUUAUCUCCAUGAUGCCCAAUUGGGCAUCCACUACUUGUUCCCCAGUUCCCAGAUCAGAGUAAAAUGAGUGUAUAACUCUAUUAAUCCGGCCAAAACAUACAGCAUAUAUAUUAUUUAAUUUGUGAGUUUGAAGGCACGCAUAUAUGGAUUUGCAGAAAUGUGUGGUUUUCCUAUACCUUUCUACUUUCAUCAUCCUGUCAGCGGUAGCACAGUCCGAUGACCACCCGUACGCAUCCUGCGGCCUAACUGGAAACUACACAGAAAACAGCAUCUACGGAACAAACCUUAACUCACUUCUCUCCUCCCUCCCGUCUAAACUCAAUAAAUAUGGAUUCUGCUACGUUUCCAUGGGCAAAACCCCCAACAGAGUGAAUGCGGUGGGGGUAUGCCGCGGCGACGUCGUUGAGGCCGACAUAUGUCGCAGUUGCAUUGAAGAUGCCGCUAGGUUGACGCUACAGAAUUGCCCGAAUCAGAUAGAGGCAUUUGGAGGGUACGAUAAGUGCAAGAUCCGAUACUCCGACGCGCCCACCCUAGGAAACUGGUAUUCCAGUAGUCCUCCAGUUUUCUUGAGGAAUAGAUAUAAUGCUUCGAACCAAGACGAGUUUAAGAAAGAUGUGUGGAAAUUGCUGGAGGGUCUACGAGAUCGUGCUGCAAAUGGUAGCCCGUUGCUUAAGUUUGCGGCAGGGAAUAUAUCUGGGCCGGACUCUGAGACCAUAUAUGCAGCUGUGCAGUGCUCACCUGAGUUGGCUGCUCAAGGUUGCUCUGAUUGCUUGGUUAGUAUUAUUGAAAAACUGCCUCAAUGUCCGUGCUAUGGUAGGCGAGGGUCUAUAGUACUCAGUGCUACCUGCAAUUUUCGGUUUGAGACCUAUAAAUUCUUCAAUUAUACUUUGGUCGAAACUCCAUCACCACCACCACUACCACCACCAGCCGCCAUUAAAGCUCCAUCACCAAAACCAGUGAUUGCUUCUCCACCACAGAAAUCAGAAAAAAAUGACAAUACUAGUCGAACUAUAAUCAUUAUUGCGGCUGUCGUGGUUGUAGCAAUUGUUAUUCUUCUUAGUCUAUGCGUUUGCAUUGUCUUGAAGAAAAGGCAAAAGAGGAUGCCGGAGAACAAAGAAAUGGACGUCGUGGACAAAAGUAGUACCGUGGAUGAAAUUAGUAUUGUAGAGUCUCUACAAUACAGUUUUGUUACUAUAAGAACGGCUACAAAUAAUUUUUCAGAAUCUAAUAAACUUGGACAAGGUGGAUUUGGUCCUGUUUACAAGGGUGAACUUCCAAACGGGCAAGAAGUAGCGGUGAAAAGGCUUUCUGGUAAUUCUAAGCAAGGUGAUCAAGAAUUCAAAAAUGAAGUCCUUUUGGUAGUCAAGCUCCAGCACAGAAAUUUGGUGAGGUUGCUUGGGUUUUGCUUGGAAGGGAGAGAAAGGCUUCUUGUAUAUGAAUUUGUUCCCAAUGCUAGCCUUGACCACUUGUUAUUUGACCCUAUCAAAAGAGAAAUUUUGGAUUGGGAAACGCGUUAUAAAAUCAUAGGUGGCAUUUCCAAGGGGCUUCUUUACCUCCAUGAGGACUCUCGUUUUCGCAUCAUUCAUCGUGAUCUCAAAGCAAGCAAUGUUCUACUGGAUGCAGAGAUGAAUCCAAAAAUUUCAGACUUUGGCAUGGCGAGGCUGUUUGAAGUAGAUGAAAGCCAAGGCAGUACAAGCAGAAUUGUGGGAACUUAUGGAUAUAUGGCACCGGAGUAUGCAAUGCACGGCCAAUUUUCAGUUAAAUCUGAUGUGUUUAGUUUUGGAGUGUUGGUCUUAGAAAUUUUAAGUGGACAAAAGAAUAAUUGUUUCAAAAACGGGGAAUCUGUUCAAGACCUUCUGAGCUAUGCUUGGACACAGUGGCGGGGAGGGACAGCAUUGAAUCUGGUAGAUCCCUUUCUUCGAGGAAAUUCAGGUUCAGUGCCUGAAAUAAUGAGAUGCAUACACAUGGGGUUGCUGUGUGUUCAAGAAAAUGUUGCAGACAGACCAACAAUGUCCACAGUUGUUCUCGUACUAAGUAGUUCUUCUCUGAGUCUUCCAUUGCCAUCCGCACCAGCAUUCUUCAUGCACAGUACUAUAAGCCCUGAGGCUCCCCUGCUGCUUAAUGAAGCAGCAGCAGCAGCUUAUUCAUCGUCUCAAAAUGAGGCCUCCAUUACUGAGUUACACCCCAGAUGAAAUCCAUCCAUUUUCGACCUCCGGCCUCAUGAUCCAACUUCCUUAUUGAAGAAUAUUAAGAAUAAAGAUCAAACAUGUCACCGAACUGUACUUGAUAGUAUAAUUAGGUUACUGAACCUAAAAAAAAACUAUAAUUAUAUCUUUAAACUUACCAAUUUCAUGUCA